Messenger RNA from Sitophilus oryzae (rice weevil), 1283 nucleotides. Its product is annotated as fibroblast growth factor 1-like. Gene Ontology annotation, molecular function: growth factor activity; fibroblast growth factor receptor binding. NCBI's taxonomy places the organism in Eukaryota, Metazoa, Arthropoda, Insecta, Coleoptera, Curculionidae. Gene Ontology annotation, cellular component: cytoplasm. The transcript is spliced from 4 exons. Gene Ontology annotation, biological process: regulation of cell migration; positive regulation of gene expression; fibroblast growth factor receptor signaling pathway. Bases 285 to 962 code for a protein of 225 amino acids. The record is from RefSeq and is a predicted model, not a curated record.
AAUAUUUUGCGAUAGUGGCGAAGUAGUUUCAAAAGUUUGCAAAAUAUAAUAUAAACACAUAUCGGUUUGAUUUAUUUUAAGAAUAUAUACUUAUGGGUUUAUUUUUAGCGCUGGAAUUUUCAAAUUAAAACCAAUAGUUUUCAUUCAUCCAGUGUUGUAUUUUGCAUGUUUUUUAAAUCGUCUGAAAUGAAGCGCGUAAAAGCAGAUUGGAAAAGCUCCUAUAUAGUAAAGAAGCUGUUUUAGUGGUGUGGUUGAUUUAUUUAGAGGCAAAAUAAUUGUGUAAUAUGAAUAAUUACGACAAAACAGUCAGUGGCAGUGAUUCUAGUUCAGACGACGAUUCAGUGUCGGGUUUGGAGGAAGGCGAUGGGGUUGCAAAUAGUAGCUUAAAUAGCUCAAGACCGAGUAGAGGAAAAAGAGAUGUAUGGUGCGGUGUUGGAAAUACAUCCAGAUCUCCCAUUUUUCCUCUACGACGAGUGGUAUGGCCACCGACCUCAAACCCUCAGACCAGCUUCAGAAGUGGCUAUGUGGAUCCCAGAAACGCGAGAUGGGGAAACCCGAAGCUGGGCUCCAAAAUGCAGCUGUUCUCGCAAACGGGAUAUUAUUUGGCCGUCUAUCCAGACGGCAAAGUACGGGGAACCAGAGAUGCAGCUGAUCCACAUUCUUUUUUAGAAAUAGUUAGUGCUGGAUUGCCUGAGCAUGUGAGGAUCAAAGGAUUACUAACUAACAUGUACGUUGCCAUGAACAAAAAAGGAAGACUGUACGCUGAAUCAGAUCCCAACUCUCCAGCUACUGUAUUCGUCGAGUCGUUCCAAGGAUCCUAUAACGCCUACCUAUCCAGAGCUUUCGCCCAUCUGGGAUGGUACCUGGGCAUUAAGAAGUCGGGAAAGUUCAAAAAAGGUCCUAAAACAAAAUAUGGACAAAAAGCCGUUAAGUUUCUACCGAAUAGAAGUCGAUUUGAAUAAAACAAACUACAAAAAUAGCUCUUAUUGGGUUAUAAAGAUUUGAAAAGGCAAGUAAUCGUUGCUUUAAAUUUUAAAGUAUAUCUUUUAUAAGUUCCAAAAAAAAACGAAAAUUGUGUAUGGGUAACACUCUUUUUGUAAUUGUGUAUGGUAACACUCUUAUUGUAAUUUUAUAAAAUUCUACAGAAAUACAAAUUAAUUGUAAAGUACUGUACGAGAAAAAAACGUUGCCAAUUUGACUUGGAAAUGACCAUCGAUGAUAUUCACUAUACAGGACUUCUCUUUACCGUUUUUUCAAAUAAGUCCAAAAUAACCUAGUAAUUU